Molecule: messenger RNA, 993 nt
Organism: Limanda limanda (common dab)
Lineage: Eukaryota; Metazoa; Chordata; Actinopteri; Pleuronectiformes; Pleuronectidae
Gene: otpa
Product: orthopedia homeobox a
Exons: 3
Coding region: 1-993 (330 amino acids)
Biological process (GO): regulation of DNA-templated transcription; neuron differentiation
Molecular function (GO): DNA binding; DNA-binding transcription factor activity, RNA polymerase II-specific
Source: RefSeq, a predicted model, not a curated record
AUGCUAUCUCAUGCCGACCUCCUGGAUGCUCGCCUCGGUGAGUUAUCAUCACCAAACUCCGGUCUUCAACUCUACUGGAUGAAGGAUGCCGCGGCGGAGCUCCUGGGCCACAGGGAGGCUCUGAAGUGCAGGCUCGGCGGAGGAGGACCCGACCCGGGCCACUCCGGCGAGCUCGGUCCGGGCUCGGACGGCGUGGAGGGCUCCACGAUGCUCCCCGGUGAAGACAUCAGCGGCGGCGGCGGCGGUGGAUCCAACACGGUGCAGGUGAACAGCAAAGAUCAGGAGAAGCAGCAGCAGCAGCAGAACAGCAGCAACUCGAGCCAGUCCCAGCAGUCCCAGAAACAAAAGCGGCACCGGACACGCUUCACCCCGGCGCAGCUCAACGAGCUGGAGAGGAGCUUCGCCAAAACGCACUACCCAGACAUCUUCAUGCGGGAGGAGCUGGCUCUGAGGAUCGGCCUGACGGAGUCCCGAGUGCAGGUCUGGUUCCAGAACCGACGCGCCAAGUGGAAGAAGCGCAAGAAGACCACCAACGUGUUCCGCUCUCCGGGCACUCUCCUGCCCACGCACCACGGCCUGCCCCAGUUCCAGUCCGCUGCGGCGGCGGCAGCGGCCAUGGGCGACAGCCUCUGCUCCUUCCACGCCAACGACACCCGCUGGGCCACGGCAGGGAUGCCCGGCGUGUCCCAGCUGCAGCUCCCGCCUUCUCUGGGUCGCCAGCAGGCCAUGGCGCAGUCCCUGUCCCAGUGCAGCCUCGGCGCCGGGCCGCCGCACAACUCCAUGGGUCUCUCCAACAUGUCGUCCAACGGCGGCGGGCUGCAGACCCACCUCUACCAGCCCUCGUUCCCCGGGAUGGCGUCCUUAUCCGGCCCGAACAACGUGCCCGGCUCGCCUCAGCUGUGUGGCCCGGACAGUGAGGUCUGGAGAGGGACAAGCAUCGCGUCGCUGCGCCGCAAAGCGCUGGAGCACACAGUAUCCAUGAGCUUCACCUAG